Messenger RNA from Parnassius apollo (apollo), 354 nucleotides. NCBI's taxonomy places the organism in Eukaryota, Metazoa, Arthropoda, Insecta, Lepidoptera, Papilionidae. The record is from the annotation of a GenBank genome assembly.
AUGCUGGUUACCGAUUUGGAAGCCAACCGUGACCUUUGCGAGACGGACUCAAUUCUUUUUGGCGCCGCACUGGCAGUCUGCCGUAUUACAGGUGCCAAACUUUCCACGGCUGGAUGCGCUACUGGACAAAGUAGUGCUAUCACAGCCUGGAGAAUAAGAAUUGAAGAACGUAUCGCAAAGGCUAGGGCCCUCAUCGGCAGACUUAUAUGCUUCAGGUCAGGCAAUACCAGGCCAAGGAUUGUGCGCACUGUCAGGAUGGCGAUUGCUGGGACAAAUGUUAGUUUGUCCCAGCCGGAUAUAACGCAAAAACUAACGGAGCGUAUAGACGACCUGAAGCACAUAAUAGCUGCUUGA